Molecule: messenger RNA, 823 nt
Organism: Musa acuminata AAA Group (dessert banana)
Lineage: Eukaryota; Viridiplantae; Streptophyta; Magnoliopsida; Zingiberales; Musaceae
Product: CASP-like protein 1E1
Exons: 2
Coding region: 47-652 (201 amino acids)
Source: RefSeq, a predicted model, not a curated record
AUAGUUGUGUUAUCCCACAAAUCAUUCACUCUGCAUUCCCCUUAAAAUGGAGUCUCAAUUUAGGCCUGGGUUUGAUGUGAGCCAAGGGGCUGGCGGUCGGGCAUCCAAAUUCGGGGACGUGGUUGCUCCGCCGAGCUCAACGCAGCUUCCCGGCAUCAUCCUCCGCAUCGUCGCCAUCGUUCUGACCUUCAUUUCGGCGGUCGUGAUGGGCGCCGCUCGACAAACCACCACGGUCACCGGCAUCGACGCUGAAACCGCCUUGCUGACGAGCAUCACCGUCACCGUGAAGUCCACCUACUCCGCCGCCUACGUGUACUUUGUGGUGGCCAACGUGCUCGUCUUCUUCUACUCGGUCGUGUCCCUUGUACUUUCCAUGGUGAACAAAGCUCGACUGAUUUCCAUGUCGCUACCCUUCUCGAUCGCCGACCUGCUCAUGGUGGUUCUCCUCUUCUCCAGCAAUGGUGCAGCGGCGGCCAUCAGUGUUGUGGCGGAGAACGGGCAGCAGAACCUGGCCGGCUGGGACAAGAUCUGUAACCUCGUCGGCGGCUUGUGCGCCCGCGUCAACGCCGCCAUUGUCCUCUCCAUGAUCGCAUCGGUGGCUUAUGUGAUACUAGUCGUGUUUGGCAUGGCCAACCUUGGUCGAUCUCAGUAAACUUCCUUAUGGAUUCAAGUAUCCUGUGGACUUGCAGUGAUUCUGUUUCUGCUUCAUCCUGUUCUAAGAUUAGCGAGUGAUGUAGUUUGUGUUUCAGGUUUGUCCAUUCUAAUGGAUCACUGUGAAAGGAUUUGGUAGACUUAUUUGAAUGAACUUGAUUGUUGCAAAGCA